Messenger RNA from Lindgomyces ingoldianus, 652 nucleotides. RefSeq lists its product as uncharacterized. The transcript has a single exon. The record is from RefSeq and is a predicted model, not a curated record. NCBI's taxonomy places the organism in Eukaryota, Fungi, Ascomycota, Dothideomycetes, Pleosporales, Lindgomycetaceae. Bases 180 to 614 code for a protein of 144 amino acids.
CCCACAGCAUCCUUGAACCAUGAUUCCUGCUUGUAUUUUGUCUCUCAUUGUCAUCUUCCAACGUUCAACAGCAUUAGUCGGCGCUUUAGAGAGAUUGGGCAGGGAUACAUGUCAACAUAGCGGGCUGUGGCUUUCUUUCUACGGAGUUCGUUUUGCAUCAAACAAAAAAAAAUUACCGGAUGCUUUUCAGAGUUGUUCGGGUAUUGAUUCAGAUGUUUAAUUCUUUUUUUUACUAUGGCGUUGGCGUCAUUUCAUUUUUUUUUUUUCCUUCCAAGGUUGGGGGCGGUUAUCUGGCCUUUAUUGGCGGACGGUCAAGGGCUUGCAGGUUUCCCACUCAUAGCACAAGAUUUCACGGCUUUUCUCACUCACGGCCAAGGGGGACGCGAGAAUUCUUCUCAUUACACACACAUUUCCGUCUUUAUUUUGAGACUGGGGAUCCUAUUUUUCUCUACCCUUCUUUCAUUGCCUGGGUAGGCCUGCCUUUUACCCUAUCGGUUUUGCGCUAUGAGCAACGGCGCCACAAUCCCUUGAUUGUAACAUCUCCACUCUCCUUUGGUACGCGUACACUGGUAUCUUGCUCUGUACCGGGAGAUCUGCGAAUUCUCCAUUACUAGUUCUGGUUCCUGAUUCUUACGGAUAUUUGUUGCUUCCU